Molecule: messenger RNA, 693 nt
Organism: Daldinia childiae
Lineage: Eukaryota; Fungi; Ascomycota; Sordariomycetes; Xylariales; Hypoxylaceae
Exons: 4
Coding region: 1-693 (230 amino acids)
Biological process (GO): DNA alkylation repair; base-excision repair; base-excision repair, AP site formation
Cellular component (GO): nucleus; protein-DNA complex
Molecular function (GO): alkylated DNA binding; DNA-7-methylguanine glycosylase activity; DNA-3-methyladenine glycosylase activity
Source: RefSeq, a predicted model, not a curated record
AUGUCGACGAACUCAGACUCCAAAUCAGUCCUUCCGCCUGCUCCAGUACCUAGGGGCCGUAAGAGGAAGGCAACGUCAGAUCCACCACAAGAGCAUAGCUCGAACGAGACCGUAGAUGAAAACACAAUAGCAACGGCACCCAUAACUCCCAAGAAGCGUCGUGUUCAAAAGAAAUCCGUUGAUCUCCCACCCGCAACGCCUACUCCGAGUAACGUGCGGCUCAUAAGCAAGCCGGCCGAGACGUUCGAGACGCCAAAACCGAAAGCAAGCUGGGCAGCGGCCAAGGCGAUCAAGCAACGGUUUAUUGACCUGUUUGAUAACGGCGGUAGAUUCCCGCACCCGCACCCGUCCCAAGUUGCGGCCUGUACCAUUGAGCGGCUGCGUACAGCGGGUCUUUCGCAGCGGAAGGCCGAGUACGUGCAAGGACUAGCAGAGAAGUUCGUCAAUGGCGAACCUGAGCGCUCAAAUCCUCGGAUGCCUCAUGUCUUCUCUUUGGGCGACCUAGGGGUGCAGAGGGGCAUGGCUGCGUUUAUCGGACGUGAUGUGGCCAAGUUGAAAAAUAAGGGUGGGAAAUGGAAGUACAUGUCAGAAAAGGAGAUGCAAGAAAUAUCUGAAAAGUUUGCUCCAUAUAGGAGUGUCUUCAUGUGGUAUAUGUGGAGAGUCGAGGAGACGGACGUGAGCACAUUAGAAUAA